This is a messenger RNA of Toxorhynchites rutilus septentrionalis, 1176 nucleotides long. Its product is annotated as peroxisome biogenesis factor 2-like. Bases 130 to 960 code for a protein of 276 amino acids. The transcript is spliced from 4 exons. The record is from RefSeq and is a predicted model, not a curated record. Lineage: Eukaryota; Metazoa; Arthropoda; Insecta; Diptera; Culicidae. Gene Ontology annotation, molecular function: zinc ion binding. Gene Ontology annotation, cellular component: peroxisomal membrane. Gene Ontology annotation, biological process: protein import into peroxisome matrix.
AGCACGUCAAAUGACCGCUGGAAUCAGCUGUUGAACACUUGUUUUGUUCUGAGAUGUUCUGUUUUUGUAAAUGUAAUGUUAUAAACAGAUGAAUAAAUACAAAUUUUUGGGAGAAAUAGCAGAUUUACAAUGAAAAGCAACUUUGUUCCAAGAGUGAAUCAACUUGAUUCAAUCCAACUUGAUAAUGAGAUCAUCAAUAUUCUCAAGAACCAAAUACAACAUGUUUUACGGAAUCUACCGCCCGGUAUUGUCAGUCGAUUUCAACCGGAAACUAACUUUCUGCUGAGUUCCGUACUGUGGAGCACUUCUAUUUGGAAAUCUGGCGCUACGUUCGGGCAGCAAAUGCUUUCGAUUACUUACGGCGAGGAACAACUCAAUUCGACAAAGUUGAAGGCCCACUACUUCCUAACAGUAGCCCUGGAUUACAUGAAAGAAUUGGCUCAGUUUCGGUUCACCAACGUUACAUUUGUUCAGCAGCUAACGACAGUGGUUGAGAAUUGCCUUACUUGUUUGAAGUUCAUCAACUUUUUCAGAUUCCUCCAGUCUGGACGGAAACCUUCGCUGGUAGAUUACAUCCUUCGGAUUGAUCAUCGGUCGAUCGACGGAGCGAAACGGAGAUCUAUUGGGUAUUCCUAUAUGACUCGGGAGCUAAUAUGGGCAGGCUUCAUGGAGUUGCUGAGUUUUACGAUUCCAAUCAUUAAUUAUCGUGCAUUGAAACGGAAGAUGCGAAGCAUUCUAAAGCUGGAGAAUCAGUCCCAACUGAGUAGGAAGGUUGAGUUGAACGUGAACAGUAAGUGUGUUUAUUGCAAUGAACGGGUAACGUUGCCACACCAUAUGGGAUGCGGGCAUGUGUUCUGUUACUAUUGUUUGAAGGGCAAUUUGUUGGCAGAUUCUGGCUUCCAGUGCAAUGUGUGUGACUUCAAAAGUGGAAUUUUUGAAAAAGUAGUCAUAGCUGGCUAAGAAGAUUGAUACUAUACUUCACAAGCAAGUUAUGCAAUGUAACAGGGCUCGGAGAUGGGAGAAAAAAUGUUGAUGUAUGAAUAUGAUGCUCUACAUUCUUGCUGACCCGAAAUUCCAAAAUCAAUCAGAUUUGACCGAUGAAACCGAAGCAUUUAUUUGAGUGUUUACUCUGUAAUUAUAAAUUGUUCUCAUGGGCAUACUUUGCGCCUGAACACA